This is a messenger RNA of Apaloderma vittatum (bar-tailed trogon), 1110 nucleotides long. RefSeq names its product ring finger protein 43 (gene RNF43). Gene Ontology annotation, biological process: Wnt receptor catabolic process; ubiquitin-dependent protein catabolic process. NCBI's taxonomy places the organism in Eukaryota, Metazoa, Chordata, Aves, Trogoniformes, Trogonidae. The transcript has 8 exons. The record is from RefSeq and is a predicted model, not a curated record. The annotation marks the transcript as partial. Gene Ontology annotation, molecular function: frizzled binding; ubiquitin protein ligase activity.
AUGAGUGCUGGCCCCCAGCUGCAGCUGGCUGUCCUCUGGCCUUGGCUGCUCAUGGCGACCCUGCAGGCAGGACUGGGCCAGACAGGGCUGGUGCUGGCGGCCGCCGUCGAGUCGGAGAGGUCAGCGACACAGAAGGCCAUCAUCAGGGUGAUCCCCCUGAAAGUGGAGCCCAUCAUACUGGAAGGGGAGUUUGCGAACGUUGCUGAAGUGACUCCGGCCGAAGGAAAACUGCUGCAGUCCCACCCGCUGUCCCUGUGCAACACCAGUGAGGAUGAACACACUGAAUCGGGAUUCAUCACCAUUGUCAAGCUCGAACAGCCAGACCGAGAUCCCAACCCCUGCCUGUCGCUGGCUAACAAGGCAAAGCUGGCGGGGGAACGUGGAGCCCGUGCGAUCCUUUUUGACAUUACUGAUGAUGAAAGUGCUGCUGAUCAGUUGAGAAAGCCCAGAGGUCUGAGUCAGCCCGUGGUUCUCAUCAGGGGCCACGAUGCUGAACUUCUCAUGGGUGUCGUGAACAAGAACAGAGAGGCCCACGUGAAGAUAGAGGUCAAGGAGCCACCAGCUUGGCCAGACUACGACGUGUGGAUUCUUCUCACGGUGGUCAGCACUGUGGUCGUCAUCAUUUUGAUUUUUGUUGUCCGCACGAAGUGUCAGCUGAACAGGACGCAGGACUCCUUGCAGCAGCAGACCAUGCAGGCCAUCGGGCAACUGGCCACGCGCAAGUACCAGGCAAGGUGCCGGCAGGCGUCGCGGUGGGACUCGGCCAGCAGCUGCAGCUCAGCCCCGGUCUGUGCCAUUUGCCUGGAGGAGUUCAGCGAGGGCCAGGAACUGCGGAUCAUCUCGUGCUCCCAUGAAUUUCACCGGGAGUGUGUUGACCCGUGGCUGCAGCAACACCACACGUGUCCGCUUUGCAUGUUCAAUAUUCUUGCCAGAGACUCGAUGGACCAGGCCACAACUGCUGGCUCCAGGCUGGCCCCUCGGGACAUGGAACCCGGACGGCGACUCCACCUUUUCCGUCAGCACCCGGGACAUGCCCUUUACCACCUCCCACACCCGUAUCCUCAGAGGAACCUGAGAAGAUUUCCCCCAGAGCCAGCCCACGGCACCCCC